This is a messenger RNA of Hibiscus syriacus, 2075 nucleotides long. RefSeq names its product probable inactive receptor kinase At5g67200. Gene Ontology annotation, molecular function: ATP binding; protein binding; protein kinase activity. Gene Ontology annotation, biological process: protein phosphorylation. The record is from RefSeq and is a predicted model, not a curated record. The transcript is spliced from 2 exons. Lineage: Eukaryota; Viridiplantae; Streptophyta; Magnoliopsida; Malvales; Malvaceae. The coding region runs from base 47 to 2008 and encodes 653 amino acids.
AUUGUGAGAAAAAGGUCAGAGAGUGGCGAUAGAGAGCUAAAAAGAAAUGCUGAAGAAGAAAAGACAAGCCCUUGUUCAAGGGUUGUUGUUAGUAUUAUGUAGUGUAGUUGUUUAUGCAGAAGCUGCAAAGCUAAGGUCAUCACCUGAGGCUGCUGCUCUUUUGGGUUUUCAGUCUAAAGCAGAUAUGAGAAACCAUCUCGGGUUCUCUGAAAAUGCAAGCUUUGGGUUUUGUGAUUGGCAAGGAGUCACAUGUUACCAGCAGAAAGUGGUACGUCUCAUUUUAGAAGAUCUAGAUCUUGGUGGCGUUUUUGCUCCCAACACAUUGUCCCAACUCGCCCAGCUCCGGGUUUUGAGUCUCCAAAACAACUCCCUCACAGGUCCCAUUCCUGAUCUUUCAGGCCUCCUCAACCUCAAAACCCUCUUCCUUGAUCAUAACUCCUUCAAUGGCUCUUUCCCUCUUUCUCUUCUUUCCCUUCACAGAAUAAGAACCCUUGAUUUGUCCUACAAUAAUCUCACUGGCCCCAUACCAACCUCGUUAGCUUCUCUAGACCCAUUGUACUACCUAAGGUUGGACCUGAACCGGCUUAACGGAACAAUUCCUCCAUUGAACCAGUCUUCCCUUAAAACCUUUAACAUUUCAGGGAACAAUCUUACUGGUCCGAUUCCUGUGACCCCAACGUUGUUACGGUUCCAGUUCUCUUGUUUUUCGUGGAAUCCUGGUCUUUGUGGAAAGAUUGUUCACAAAGAAUGUCAUCCAAGGCCCCACUUUUUUGGUCCCACAUAUGCAGUUGAGCCGCCGCCGCCUAUGGUGGCUCUUGGUCAAAGUGCAGAAGAGCAUGGAGUGGAGUUGGCUCAGCCUCAGUCAAGUUCAAAGGAGCGGAAAACCGCGGUUAUUAUAGGGUUCUCUACUGGGGUCUUUGUUCUUAUUGGUUCCCUUGUUUGCUUUGUAAUGGCAGUAUGGAAGCCGACGGAUAAAAAGCAAUCAACGGUUACGGUUGAAUCAGAUGACGAGGCGGCUGCAGCACAAGCUGCGGCCGUGAUUCAAAUGGAGCAAGAAAAUGAGCUAGAGGAGAAAGUGAAGAGAGUGCAAGGAAUGCAAGUAGCCAAGAGUGGGAACUUGAUAUUCUGUGCGGGUGAGGCGCAGUUGUAUUCGUUGGACCAACUGAUGAGAGCGUCAGCUGAGUUACUGGGGAAGGGCACCAUGGGGUCGACGUACAAGGCAGUGCUUGAUAAUCGUCUGGUGGUGACGGUUAAGAGGCUGGAUGCUGGUAAAUUAGCAGCCACAACCAAGGAAACGUUCGAGCAACACUUGGAAUCAGUUGGCGGCUUAAGGCAUCCCAAUUUGGUUCCUCUCAGGGCGUAUUUCCAGGCCAAACAAGAGAGGCUUCUUAUAUAUGAUUUUCAGCCCAAUGGCAGUCUCUUCUCCCUCAUUCAUGGAUCGAAAUCAACAAGGGAAAAGCCACUCCACUGGACGUCGUGCUUGAAAAUAGCUGAGGACGUUGCACAAGGCCUCUCCUACAUCCACCAGGCAUGGAGGCUUGUCCAUGGCAAUCUCAAGUCCUCUAACGUCCUUCUUGGUCCCGACUUUGAGGCCUGUCUUUCCGACUACUGCCUGGCAGCCCUGGUCACUUCCUCACCGGACGAAGAUCCUGAUUCCACUGCAUGUAAACCUCCGGAAACUCGCAAUUCAAAUCAGCAGGCAACAUCAAAAUCUGAUGUUUUUGCAUACGGGGUUCUGUUGUUAGAGCUUCUGACAGGGAAACCUCCUUCCCAGCAUCCGUUUCUGUUUCCGGAUGAGAUGAUGCCUUGGCUUAGGUCCUGCAGGGAAGACGACGUAGGGGAUGAUGAAAGGCUGGGGAUGCUUCUAGAAGUGGCCAUUGCUUGUAGUUUGAGCUCUCCCGAACAAAGGCCCACGAUGUGGCAAGUUCUGAAGAUGUUACAGGAGAUUAAAGAAGCUGUAUUAAUGGAGGAUGGUGAUUUGGACCCACUUUCUGGAUGUGUUAAUUAAGUUAUGAUGUUACUAGCAUGUAAUUGUAGGACUAUAGUAUGCAAUAAAUGAAAGUAAAACCAACAUA